ACAUCCAAUCUCCGUAUCCAACCCUGCCAUUCUUAUUAUUUCCCUCCCUCUCUCUCUCUCUCUCUCUCAAACCGAACCAACACGCAAAGCGGCGCCUCUCAACUUAACCGGCGGCGAUGGGUGUUCCGGCGUUUUACCGGUGGCUGGCGGAGAAAUAUCCAAUGGUGGUUGUAGAUGUCAUUGAGGAAGAACCGGUGGAGAUUGACGGCAUUAAAAUCCCCGUGGACACAUCUAAACCUAACCCUAACCAAAUUGAGUACGACAAUCUCUAUCUCGAUAUGAACGGAAUCAUUCACCCUUGUUUUCACCCCGAAGACCGGCCUUCUCCAACCUCUUUUAAUGAGGUGUUUCAAUGCAUGUUUGACUACAUAGAUCGGCUUUUUGUGAUGGUGCGUCCACGUAAACUGCUUUAUAUGGCUAUUGAUGGUGUUGCCCCAAGAGCAAAAAUGAAUCAACAGCGCUCUAGACGGUUUAGAGCAGCCAAAGAUGCAGCAGAUGCGGCAGCUGAGGAGGAGAGGCUAAGGGAGGAAUUUGAGAGGGAAGGCAGAAAACUUCCUCCCAAACAAGAAUCUCAAACUUUUGAUUCUAACGUCAUUACCCCCGGGACUGAGUUCAUGGCGGUUUUGUCGGUUGCGUUGCAGUAUUAUAUUCACCAAAGAUUAAACAAUGAUCCCGGAUGGAAACCCAUAAAGGUUAUCCUUUCUGAUGCAAAUGUUCCUGGUGAAGGGGAACAUAAGAUAAUGUCCUAUAUUCGUCUUCAAAGAAAUCUUCCUGGUUUUGAUCCAAACACCCGUCAUUGUUUAUACGGUUUGGAUGCUGAUUUGAUUAUGUUGGCUUUGGCUACUCAUGAAGUUCAUUUUUCAAUACUUAGAGAGGUCGUAUAUACUCCUGGACAACAAGACAAGUGUUUUCUUUGUGGUCAAGUAGGUCAUUUAGCAGCAGCUUGUGAAGGGAAGGCAAAGAGGAAGGCGGGUGAGUUUGAUGAAAAAGGCGGUGCUGAUGCCGUGCCGAAGAAGCCAUACCAGUUUCUCAACAUUUGGACUCUUAGAGAAUACCUUGAAUUCGAGAUGAGAAUCCCUAAUCUUUCCUUCAAGAUUGAUUUUGAACGAAUAGUUGAUGAUUUUAUCUUCAUGUGUUUCUUUGUUGGGAACGAUUUUCUACCACAUAUGCCCACUUUAGAAAUUCGCGAGGGUGCAAUAAAUUUACUUUUAGCCGUAUAUAAAAAGGAGUUCAGGACCUUGAACGGGUAUCUAACUAAUGGAAGCAAGGCAGACCUUAGCAAAGUGGAACAGUUUAUUCAGGCUGUGGGUUCAUAUGAAGAUCAAAUCUUUCAGAAAAGAAGCCGCUUGCAUCAGAGACAAGCCGAAAGGAUAAAACGAGACAAAGCUCAAGCAAAAGCUCAAAAGACAAGAGGAGAUGAUGCUAGACCAGAAUUAGAACCUGAAUCAUUAGUUGCAGUAGGGCGGUUUCAUGGGUCACGACUUGCUUCUGGGCCUUCACCAUCACCAUACCAAUCUAAGGGUGACUCGCGAGCGCAAAAACUUGCACGCAGGUCUUCUGGGUCUACUGUUGGUGCUGCCAUCGUUGAAGCUGAGAGCAGUCUUGAAAGAGAUGAUCCACUUGACAACAAAGAAGAACUGAAAACAAAACUGAAGGAGAUACUUCGUGAGAAAUCUGAUGCUUUUAAUUCUGACGAGCCUGACGAGGAUAAGAUAAAACUGGGAGUGCCUGGUUGGAAAGAGAGGUACUAUGAAGAGAAGUUUUCUGCAAAUUCCCCAGAAGAACUUGAGGAAAUACGGAGAGAUGUUGUUCAUAAAUAUACUGAAGGCUUAUGUUGGGUGAUGCACUAUUACUAUGAAGGUGUCUGUUCUUGGCAAUGGUUCUAUCCGUACCAUUAUGCACCGUUUGCUUCUGAUCUUAAGGAUCUUGGAGAACUAGAUAUUAGUUUUGAACUAGGUUCACCGUUUAAACCGUUUAAUCAGCUGAUGGGCGUGUUUCCUGCUGCAAGUUCCCAUGCUCUUCCUGAACAUUACAGAAAAUUAAUGACGGAUCCAAAUUCACCCAUCAUUGAUUUUUAUCCAACAGAUUUUGAGGUCGACAUGAACGGCAAGCGGUUUGCAUGGCAGGGAAUAGCAAAGUUGCCAUUCAUAGAUGAAGCUCGUCUUCUUGCGGAAGUGGAAAAAGUGGAACAUACGUUAACGGAGGAAGAGGCUCGGAGAAAUAGCACGAUGUUUGACAUGCUUUUUGUGGCAUUAUCACACACAUUAUCUCCGUAUAUAUUUUCUCUAAACGACCGUUGCAAACAAUUGUCAGCUAAGGAACGAGUUGAAGUCAAAGAGCAAAUUGACCCGUAUGCAAGUGGUGGAAUGAACGGAUAUAUAUCUCUUUGUGCUGGGGAUCCAUGUCCUCCAAUAUUCAGUUCACCUGUUCACGGGAUGGAUGAUAUCUUGGACAAUCAAGUCAUAUGCGUUCUAUACACACUUCCGGAAUAUCAUAGCCAUAUAUCUCGACCACCUGCAGGGGUCAAACUGCCAAAAAAGACUGUAACGAUAGAUGAUGUUCCACCAGCGCCUGCCUUAUGGCAUGAAGAUACUGGAAGGCGGCCAUGGGAGAACGGAAGGAACGGGCAAAACAACAGGCACGAAAACCAUAACCCUCGUGGAGCUAUUUCUGGUCGACACCUUGGAGAUGCUGCACAUCGACUAGUCACUAAUAGUAUACAAGUAAAGCCGGAUAGACGUAAUAAUCAUUAUCAACCCUAUGACCCGGUCCCACAUGGCCCACCUCCUCACUACCCACCCUACCAGAGUAAUAGACCCUACUACAGUCAGGACCCAAGUAGGAUGGUCCAACCCAGUUCAGGUUAUCCUCCACAUAACUAUGACCCGAGCUACGGUCAGCCUUAUGUUUCAAAUAGCCAUUACAAUAGGUCAAACCCUCCACAUGGAUACCACCAGAAUCAACAUGGAUAUGCUCCACCACGUGGGCCCCAUCAACAUCAACAUUUGCCUGCUAGCAGUCAUUACUAUCCUCAGCAGGGUGGUCGUGGUUAUGCGUACGAUGGCGAUGCCAAUUAUCAUCAUCAGCAACAUCAACAUCAACAGGGUGCCGGCUGGGCCCCUCAUGGGAAUCCGGGCGGCGGCAGAGGCCAGGUCCGCCCUCAACACAGCGGUGGCAACCAGUUUUCAGCAUUGAGUAGGGAUGGAAGCAGUAGAAGGUCACAUCAGCCUCAUCGGCGUUAGACGGUAUGGAAAAUGUUUGAAUUUUUGAGUUUUUUUUAAUUCAUUAACAUGUUGUAUCAUAGUCUGAUAAUCCUUUCUCUAUAUUGAAUUGCCACCGAAGGUUUACGUAUAGGUUAGGUCCAGAAGAUGAUUGGAUCCUUGUUCUGUUGUAUACAACCUUUUUAUGUGUCUUGUCACUUUAUUGAGUUGACAGAACUUAGAACAUCUUUA
Helianthus annuus (common sunflower) is the source of this 3452-nucleotide messenger RNA. RefSeq names its product 5'-3' exoribonuclease 3. Lineage: Eukaryota; Viridiplantae; Streptophyta; Magnoliopsida; Asterales; Asteraceae. Bases 117 to 3242 code for a protein of 1041 amino acids. The transcript is spliced from 23 exons. The record is from RefSeq and is a predicted model, not a curated record. Gene Ontology annotation, molecular function: 5'-3' RNA exonuclease activity; zinc ion binding; RNA binding. Gene Ontology annotation, cellular component: nucleus. Gene Ontology annotation, biological process: nuclear-transcribed mRNA catabolic process.